AUGGCUGCCCCGCAGAACUGCAAUGUCCUUGCGCCCUUUGCCGGCAGUGGGAAUAGCAUCGGCAACGGCAAUAUUAAUGUCAAUGGCAUAGCCUUCUCUACCGCGCCGAAUAUGAGCAUGCCGCCCAUGAUGCAGCCUGUGAUGGUACCGAACCUGGACCCGAACGCGCCUCCGAUAACGUCGACGCGCCCCGCGAGGCCUCCCCCGCCUCCAUUGGAUACCAUGAGGGCGUACCGCGCAUGUCUGAAUUGCAGAAACAGGAAGAGCAAAUGUGAUUUGGAUGUCAAUCAAGGGAGGCCGCCUUGUCGACGUUGCCAGAGAGAGGCAAAGGAUUGCGUGCUUGGAGAAAGUCACCGUGGAGGACGUCGAGUGAGGAAGAAACCAAAACUUGAUGAAGAGGACUCGAACUCGAAAACCCCCAGUACACCCACCAAUCUCGGAUUUCAAGGAGCUUCCAAGUCAGACACCCCUUCAGCUCUUGGCUUCCCAAAUUCAACAGGCCCCGACCUAGAUUACUCACCUCAUUCUACUCACCACACUCCACUGCAACCUCCACCAUUUCCAAAUCAAUACCACAAUCAACCAAGACAAGGUUUCGGAUGGCAACAUACUACACCAACCAAUACUGCUGGCUCCGACACUACAACUAUAUCGAGAAAUACUGAGCAAACAAAUCUCACGAGCCCUACUGACGGUCACUAUCACCCACGGGCAAAUUCUAGCGUGAGUCUGCUAGGGAAUUCCGGAGCUCUUCGUGAGAAUAUUGCUUCUGCAGACUUGCAAAACCCUUCAGAUGCCCUUGAAAUACUAGCACAAGUUGCAGAUCGAGCGGACGGGGAUUCACCGUCAAGCGAUCAGAAUCAAGGUCAAGGUCAGAAGCAAGGCCAACGGCCAGCCUCUUAUCACCUCGAAUUGGGGGAUUCCAAGAUGGACGACCAAUUUUAUUAUAAGCCGUUACAAGAUGGAAUGAUAAGCCCAGAGAUGAUUUUACAUUUGUUUUCGAGCUAUGAAGAGUUUUUCCACCCUUUCUUCCCCAUCAUCCCGAAAGAAACUUUCGAUCGCACAAGACUUCCGUGGCUAUCACGGCAUGAGCCACAUCUUUUUUCUGCCAUCCUGACGGUUGCUUCGAAAGACAAUGAACGAGUCCAUCAAGUUUGCUACGACUACAUGCAACAGCUAAUUUCCAUGAUUUUAUCUGGUGCAGAUGCAAACAUUGAAGCUGUAGAGGCGCUGCUUCUCUUGUCUCAAUGGGUGUCACAUCGUCCACAAGCAAAUCUUGCCAUUGGACGUGGAGAGGAGGACCGCGUUGCAUGGAUGUAUAUUGGAACAGCGCUGCGAUUAGGUUAUUUCUUAGGCAUUGACCGGACUUCGUUCAAGAGUGAUUCGCACGAAGCACCCGAAGUGUUCAAUCGGAAGAGACUAGUAUGGUCUGCUUGUUAUAUUUGUGAUCGUCAGGUGUCAGUUCGUGUAGGAAGAGGUUUCUGGGCUCGAGGUCCUGGCCCUCUCUCCGGUCUCAAGUCUAGCGAUUUUCCAACUCUUCAUCAAACGUCAUCAAACACUGAUGACUGGGCUUUGAUCUUUCAAGCGAACCUUGAAUUGACGCAGAUAUUUUCCAACGUUCACGAUAUACUCUACUCAUCAAAAGGUCAUGCUUGGAAGGAAAUGCUAGAGGGGAGGUAUGCGAAAUAUCUGGAUGACUUCCGGACUAGUAUUAGGGGAUGGAAUGAUGUUUGGGGUACGCUAGUUUGUUCUCCACGACUGAAAGCGACCUUACUACUCACGUAUGACUACCUCCGUCUCUACGUCAAUGCUUUUGCUUACCAGGCCACAAUCUCACGGGCAUUGACUUUCCAAAGAGACAGCCAGCAUGCAUCAAACCGGCCAAUGCCGUUGAUUAAUGCAUCAGCCCCGGACGCACGCUUCAUCUACGAAGCUCUAGAUGCUGCAAAGUCUCUGCUUUCAACAUUCAACAAUUUUGUUGAUCCCGAAACGCUGCGAUACAUGCCGUCAAGUUAUUAUCUUUAUAUCAUCUACAGCGCCGUAUUUCUUUACAAGGCAAGAUCCACGACUACGAUGACAGAGGAAGAGCGAAACGGAGUCCGUCACAUGAUUAAUCUGACCAUCGACCGUUUGCAAACGGCAUCGAUGGGCGCGAAUCACAUGGGUUCACGCUACGCCCGCCUUCUUCAACUUCUCUGGCGCAAACCGCCUCAGCAAAAUGAAGCUUCUGCUCGUGAACAGCACGAGCAAUCUACAAUCGACAGCCGUAUCAAUCCCGCCAUUCAAGCCGACCUUUCAAAUUACCAAAACCAGAAUCAACAAUUUAGCCCCUUUCCCGGGUCAAUGGGAAUGAACAAUGUGCAAUUUCAACCGAAGCCGAGUGGGACAUUCAGUUGGUUGGAUCUGGAUGCAACCUGGAACUUCGCGACGCAAAAUAAUAGUGGUGCAGGGAGCACGGGGGAGAGUGAUGAUAUGUUGCUGGAGAAUGGUUUGAGUCCCUUUGAUAUGGGGCUGCUGACCGACUAUUCAUUACUGGAGGGAGAUAACCCAAACCUCAUUUUUUAA
Messenger RNA from Lachnellula hyalina, 2565 nucleotides. RefSeq names its product Transcriptional activator. Gene Ontology annotation, cellular component: nucleus. The record is from RefSeq and is a predicted model, not a curated record. Bases 1 to 2565 code for a protein of 854 amino acids. Gene Ontology annotation, biological process: regulation of DNA-templated transcription; DNA-templated transcription. Gene Ontology annotation, molecular function: zinc ion binding; DNA binding; DNA-binding transcription factor activity, RNA polymerase II-specific. The transcript has 6 exons. Lineage: Eukaryota; Fungi; Ascomycota; Leotiomycetes; Helotiales; Lachnaceae.